GGGAGGAGGAGGAAUGUGGAAGGCAGCAGCGCGCAGGCUGACAGGCGGUUCUUCAGGCGGGCUGCGGCGGCGGCCGGAGCGCCUCUUCUUGGCCGGGGUUGCGCGCCCCCUCCUCGCCCUGCCCCGGCCCCGCGCGGGAUUGUGAGUCCUCCCCCCUCGUUCCUGAAGAGAAGGAACCCAGGCGGCGGCAGUAGCGGCGACGGCGGCGCCCGGGAGCCCGAGUCUUCGCGGCGCCCCCGUCCCUCCCCCGCCGCACCCCGCCCCGGCGCGAGAGGAGAGCGCGAGAGCCCGAGCCGCGGUCGGGCGGGCGGCGAAGAUGGCAGAGGCGCCGGCCUCCCCGGCCCCGCUCUCUCCGCUCGAAGUGGAGCUGGACCCGGAGUUCGAGCCCCAAAGCCGGCCGCGCUCCUGUACGUGGCCCCUGCAGAGGCCGGAGCUCCAGGGGAGCCCGGCCAAGCCCUCGGGGGAGGCGGCCGCUGACUCCAUGAUCCCCGAGGAGGAGGACGAUGAAGACGACGAGGACGGCGGCGGUAGGGCCGGCUCGGCCAUGGCGAUCGGCGGCGGCGCGGGCGGCCCGCUGGGCUCAGGGCUGCUCCUGGAGGACUCGGCUCGGCUGCUAGCUCCGGGAGGGCAGGACCCCGGGUCCGGGCCAGCCCCCGCGGCGGGCGCGCUUAGCGGGGGGACGCAGACGCCGCUGCAGCCUCAGCAGACACUGCCACCGCCGCAGCCGGGGGCGGCUGGGGGCUCCGGGCAGCCGAGGAAAUGCUCGUCGCGGCGGAACGCCUGGGGGAACCUGUCAUACGCUGACCUGAUCACUCGCGCCAUCGAGAGCUCCCCGGACAAACGUCUCACUCUGUCCCAGAUCUACGAGUGGAUGGUGCGCUGCGUGCCCUACUUCAAGGAUAAGGGCGACAGCAACAGCUCUGCCGGCUGGAAGAACUCUAUCCGGCACAACCUGUCGCUGCACAGCCGGUUCAUGCGGGUUCAGAAUGAGGGGACCGGCAAGAGCUCAUGGUGGAUCAUCAACCCCGACGGGGGGAAGAGUGGGAAGGCGCCCCGGCGGCGGGCCGUCUCCAUGGACAACAGCAACAAGUACACCAAGAGCCGGGGCCGUGCAGCCAAGAAGAAGGCAGCCCUGCAGACCGCCACCGAGUCAGCAGACGACAGUCCCUCCCAGCUCUCCAAGUGGCCCGGCAGCCCCACGUCUCGCAGCAGUGAUGAGCUGGACGCGUGGACCGACUUCCGCUCACGCACCAAUUCCAAUGCCAGCACAGUCAGUGGCCGCCUGUCCCCUAUCCUGGCUAGCACGGAGUUGGACGAUGUUCAGGAUGAUGACGCGCCACUCUCCCCCAUGCUCUACAGCAGCUCGGCCAGCCUGUCCCCCUCCGUCAGCAAGCCGUGCACCGUGGAGCUGCCCCGGCUGACCGACAUGGCGGGCACCAUGAAUCUGAACGACGGGCUGGCCGACAACCUCAUGGACGACCUGCUGGACAACAUCGCGCUCCCUGCGUCCCAGCCGUCGCCCCCCGGGGGGCUCAUGCAGCGCAGCUCCAGCUUCCCAUACACCACCAAGGGCUCCGGCCUGGGCUCCCCCACCAGCUCCUUCAGCAGCACGGUGUUUGGCCCCUCGUCUCUGAACUCCCUGCGUCAGUCUCCCAUGCAGACCAUCCAAGAGAACAAGCCAGCCACCUUCUCUUCCAUGUCGCACUACGGCAACCAGACACUCCAGGACCUGCUCACGUCGGACUCACUCAGCCACAGCGAUGUCAUGAUGACCCAGUCGGACCCCUUGAUGUCUCAGGCCAGCACCGCUGUGUCUGCCCAGAACUCCCGCCGGAACGUGAUGCUUCGCAGUGAUCCAAUGAUGUCCUUUGCCGCCCAGCCUAACCAGGGGAGUUUGGUCAAUCAGAACUUGCUCCACCACCAGCACCAAACCCAGGGCGCUCUCGGUGGCAGCCGUGCCUUGUCAAGUUCCGUCAGCAACAUGGGCUUGAGCGAGUCCAGCAGCCUCGGGUCAGCCAAACACCAGCAGCAGUCUCCUGUCAGCCAGUCUAUGCAAACCCUCUCGGACUCUCUCUCAGGCUCCUCCUUGUACUCAGCUAGUGCACACCUUCCCGUCAUGGGCCAUGAGAAGUUCCCCAGCGACUUGGACCUGGACAUGUUCAAUGGGAGCUUGGAAUGUGACAUGGAGUCCAUUAUCCGUAGCGAACUCAUGGAUGCUGAUGGGUUGGAUUUUAACUUUGAUUCACUCAUCUCCACACAGAACGUUGUUGGUUUGAAUGUGGGGAGCUUCACUGGUGCUAAGCAGGCCUCAUCUCAGAGCUGGGUGCCAGGCUGAAGGCUCACUGAGGAAAGGGGAAGUGGGCAGAGCAGACCCUCAAACUGACACAAGACCUACAGAGAAAACCCUUUGCCAAAUCUGCUCUCAGCAAGUGGACAGUGAUACCGUUUACAGCUUAACACCUUUGUGAGCCCCUGCCAUUUCCUACCCCAGCAGAGACUGUUAUCGGCCCCUUACCCCGGGUGAAGCACUUACCCUCGCACAGAACUCUCUCUAUAAAGUAUGCAAAACCUUCCUUGUACGGGGUGACAGCCACCUGCCAGCGAAGGACAGCACCCUGCCAGCACCACCCACCCUGUUCAGAGCACACCGUGAGCCCGCGGGCCAUUCUGUGGUGUUUUAAUAUCGUGAUGGUUUAUGGGAUGUUUUAAGUGUUGUUUUUGUGUUUGUUUUCCUUUGACUUUGAGUUUCUCACAUGCAUUAACUUGCAGUCUUUUUAUGUUAAAAUAUUAAUCAUGCUUCCCCUGGCAAAUUUAAACACAGAAGGAAAAUGUUGUACCAACUACUAUGCUGGCUUUGGGUGUCACAAGCAUUCGAGCCCGUAGAACUCCCCAAACUAACACAUUACAUAAACUAGAGGGGGGUUUUCUUUCUUCUUUCGUUUGGUAGGAAACUAUCCUUUUCUAAAAACUGAACAGUGGCACAAGUGUUUUCUGUGUGCACCGGUCCAGGACAGAGCCCUACGUCGGCAAACCUGGCUCAGAACCAAACCACGUGCUUGGCUCUGAGUCAGGGUGGUCGGGGGAUGAGACCCCGGCACCUGGUCUGCAGUUGCCAGAUCAGUAGGGCCUGUGGUCUCCUGUCAGUAUCCUCAGCGAACACAGUCAACAGUGAUGGUAUGUUGGUAGAAAUUACAAUUUUUCAAGGAAGAAAUCAGCUCAGCUGUCCGCUCAUUGCCAAAUGCCACUAACAGGUUUAGUUUUAAGGAGAAAAGAAAAGAAAAAAAAAAGUAGUCGUGUUUUUCUUUGCAGAAGAAGUGAACUUACAGGUGAACAUUAAGCCUGCAGUGAGAAAUGUGUGGAAAGUACAAACCCGAGUCACUGUUUUUCUAAACGUGCACCCUUGAUUAUUUUCAGUCUUGCUCUGUAUAAUCUGAUCUAGUAGAUGUGUAUGAGUGACAAGCAAUAGCAUACAAACUGAUUUCUUUUUAAUAUAAAUAAGCUUAGAUUGUAAUUGUACAAGUGUCACAAUGGAAGUACAAGAUAGGGCAGUUUUGACCUCCCCCCACACACUUUUCCUGCUUCUAUGGAUUUCAUUUUUUUUCUUUUCAAAAAGUUAUGGUGCUGUAUAGGUGCUUUCUGUUUAACCUGAAAAGUGUGAUUAUAUUAGUUACCCUCUUUGGUAGACAGGAUAGUUGGGAACACCGUUGGUACAUAUGAAACUGGUGUAAUGAUGCCCUGAUUAGCACAGCAUAUGCAUACUUCUCCAAAGUGAUAUAUGAAGACUCUUUUCGUUGCAUAAAAAGCAUUAGGCAUAGAAAUGUAUAAAUAUAUUUUAUCAUGUACAGUACAAAAAUGGAACAGUCUGCAUGGAUGUUAGGGAUACAGGCUAGUAUUUCAGCACAGACCUCCCUGCAUGAGUUCUCGCUGAUGCUUGCACCGUGCAGUGGGCACUGAUUCCCUUCCACCAACACAGACGUGCCACCCGACCCCCUGCACCCAUCACCAGCCACCAGGGGCCCCUUUGUGCACCUUUGCUUCCUGAUUCCUCUGGGGGUGAUAUUGGUGGUGAUAACAGCUCCUAGCAUAAUGAACGUUCCAUUUGGUGUUGCCACUUGUCUCUCCCGCCUCGCUUGGGCUGUCAUGUUUGAGCGAUGGCCCCGUUGAUUUCACCCUGCUCCCUACUGAAUCUGUAAAUUGUUGUGCAAUUUGUGGUUAUAGUAGACCUGUAGCAUAUCACCUUUUCUAAACUGCUACAAGUUUAUAAUCUUCAUUUUGAAAGUACGUAUAAUUUUUAAAAAUAUGUAUUCUAUUCACGUGGUCUGCUUGUCAGUGAGACGGACUUUUGCUUACUGUAUUCUUUUGUAAUAAAGCUAGCCACUUCCUUGAUUUCUUUGGUAGUCUGCUGUACACAAGAACUGUCAAGUGUCAGCAAGAGAGGACUGCCUCUCUGGGUCCCUAAGUGGUGCAGCCCCCUGGGUGGAGACAUAGUUCGGAGACAGUGGCAGCAGCUCAGGGACGGGGGCGAGUGGCAGAGGGGUGUUGGAUAUAGGGGAGAAUCCGAGUGCUUCCAACACAAGGGCCCUGAGAACUUCUCUCCUGAGCUCAAAGAAACAAGAAAACUAACAAAAUAGCUACUUGCCUUUGCAGUUUUAUACACUGUGGGAAAUACUUUGGGAGUAAGAAAGGCAGCCCUCAAAUGUGUUUUGACUUUUAAAGUGUUGAAUUCCUUUCAGACAUGUGGCAUCUCAUUUAUUCUUUUUUUUCCCCCCAAUGUUUGUUAGAUUUCAGGCAGAAUGUUUUACAAAAUGUCCUAGAACCGGAUUCUAAUUUAAUCUAAAACAGCUGAGGGAGGGACAGAGAGGUAUGAGAGCAGGAUAGCCACAGAGCAGAUCAGGAAAACGGAGAGGGAGGGGUGCUUGGAAUUUUUUUCUUUUCCUUUUUUUUUUUUU
Delphinapterus leucas (beluga whale) is the source of this 4949-nucleotide messenger RNA. It is a transcript of the gene FOXO3, whose product is annotated as forkhead box O3. Gene Ontology annotation, cellular component: mitochondrial matrix; nucleus. Gene Ontology annotation, molecular function: DNA-binding transcription factor activity, RNA polymerase II-specific; RNA polymerase II cis-regulatory region sequence-specific DNA binding. NCBI's taxonomy places the organism in Eukaryota, Metazoa, Chordata, Mammalia, Artiodactyla, Monodontidae. Gene Ontology annotation, biological process: regulation of transcription by RNA polymerase II. The record is from RefSeq and is a predicted model, not a curated record.